Messenger RNA from Suillus discolor, 1380 nucleotides. Its product is annotated as tRNA methyltransferase complex subunit Cpd1. The record is from RefSeq and is a predicted model, not a curated record. Gene Ontology annotation, cellular component: tRNA (m1A) methyltransferase complex; nucleus. The transcript is spliced from 8 exons. The annotation marks the transcript as partial. Lineage: Eukaryota; Fungi; Basidiomycota; Agaricomycetes; Boletales; Suillaceae. Gene Ontology annotation, biological process: tRNA methylation.
UUGAGUAUUACUAUCAUUGAUUCCAGAAAGGAUAUGCUUCCGUAAUAAACACGAUGGAUCUGAACAACAUAAGGUAACAUUAUUAUCCUCGUUCAUACGCCAGCCUCCAGAUUCAUUCAAGCCGUGCAACGCCUGAACAACGCGGGGAGGUCUCAGUGGGAAUCGGAGUCGCCUAGGACUAGAAGCGGAAUCCACGUCUAGUGCUCCCUUUGCUGUAAUAGCCCACUCAAUCUCGACCCGGCACAAGCUUGUAGUCACCUUGUCAUUGGCUCAGUCGUGCUCUUCUUCUUGAGCCAAAUAUAUUAGAUGUGGUCGAAUGCUCGAGACGUCGCCGCAGGCGACCUCGUUAUCAUCUGGCAGACUCGAGAACUCAUUCAACCUUUACUCAUCACUCCAGGGAAAGAUCUUAAUUCCAGGUUUGGAUAUUACCGGCAUGCAGACCUUGUUGGAAUUCCCUAUGGGUCCAAAGUCGGAUCUCGCAAUGGCAAAGGAUUCAUCCAUGUCCUUCGACCGACUCCGGAGCUUUGGACGAUGGCACUUCCCCAUCGUACUCAGAUCUUGUAUCUUGCCGAUAUCGCGUUUAUCACCUCAUGGCUUGACAUCAAACGUGGAAGCAGUGUCAUCGAAGCUGGUACUGGUUCGGGAUCGUUCUCCCACUCCAUCGCAAGGACGAUAGGGUCGGUAGGACAUCUUUGGUCAUACGAAUUUCACGAGGCCCGUGCAAACAAGGCGAGGGAGGAGUUUUCGCUCCACGGAAUGGCAGACAUUGUCACCCUCACACACCGCAACGUGUGCAAGGACGGUUUCACAGUUGAAGACACGGCUGAUGCAGUAUUCCUCGACCUUCCGGCGCCGUGGGACGCUAUUGAGCACGCCAAGAAAGCAUUGAAGAAAACCAGCCCCACUCGUAUAUGCUGUUUUAGUCCAUGUACGGAGCAAGUUCUUCGGACAGUUAGCGCCCUAAACGAUUCAGGUUUCACGGACAUCACGAUGUUUGAGACGUUACUGAGACCUCACGAAGUUCACCAACUAUCACUACAGCCUCUGACCCAAGCGGUCGAGAAGCUCAAAAAAUUAGAACAAAAACGUGAAGACAAACGCCAACAUCAGAUCGCAAGGUCGAGUAAAAGAAAGCGGGAUGAUUUACAGGAAACGGACGCUGACAAUGUGGGAGGGAAAAGGCUUAGAACUCAAGAAUCGGGAGAGGAGGAUGUUGGUAUCCGCGAUAUCCCGGAUGCUGUGGUAGACCCUGGCCAAUCUGCCAACCAACCAUCACCAAUCAAACUUUCUGUCUCAAAAGUGUCUCCCGACGUCCGAGGUCACACAUCGUAUUUAACUUUUGCUCGGCUGGUACCCACAGCUCCUUCAAAAUCUGUCGCA